Cryptococcus deneoformans JEC21 is the source of this 1291-nucleotide messenger RNA. RefSeq lists its product as hypothetical. The transcript is spliced from 2 exons. Gene Ontology annotation, cellular component: mitochondrial small ribosomal subunit; ribosome. The coding region runs from base 41 to 937 and encodes 298 amino acids. Gene Ontology annotation, molecular function: structural constituent of ribosome; mRNA 5'-UTR binding; small ribosomal subunit rRNA binding. The record is from RefSeq and is a predicted model, not a curated record. Lineage: Eukaryota; Fungi; Basidiomycota; Tremellomycetes; Tremellales; Cryptococcaceae. Gene Ontology annotation, biological process: ribosomal small subunit assembly; maturation of SSU-rRNA from tricistronic rRNA transcript (SSU-rRNA, 5.8S rRNA, LSU-rRNA); translation.
UCUAUUUCUUCCGCUUUUUCCACUCAGCCCACAGCGCUCCAUGUCCUACAUCUUCCGCCCCGCUCUCGUCAUCUCCCGUGCUUCCCGCACAGCUUCAUUGCCAUGGGCAGGCGCAGCGGGCAUGGUUGCCAAUUUCGCAUCCUCCUCUCGAGUCCGACUUGACACAACUCCUUCAUCUUUUUCGCGUGUCAAUACCACUUCUGCUUCCACCACCACCUUUGUGGGAGAGGAAAUGCCCGAGCCUCUUCCGUCUCUUGAAGCUGAAGGGGAAGCAGAACGAUCUGUGUCCGCUCAUCAAAGCCCAUCUACAUCAAACCCUAAUCCUGAUCCUAUCCCCAACCACCAAAUCCCUCCACAGAAGGCAUCUCCCAUACCACAGCCCAGUCCUUUGGGAUCCCUUUCAUCACCGUCAUCAUCACUGCCUCGUCCAUCUCAUAUCCCCCAGUUCACAACUUCGCGCCAGGUUGCUCGUUCACCUUAUGCUGGUUUACGCUGGACACCAGAAACAAUCGACUUUUCAUAUCCCAUAUCAAACUCCGACCUUACUCCCACUCAUACUCUUCACAUCCGUUCCACUCGAAACAAUGUCCUUCUCACCCUCACGGAUGGUCUUGGUCCUUUGUUCGGUACCGUGACUGGUGGUACAGAUCGCACAUUCAAAAAUGCUCAGCGAUCAACUUAUGAAGCUGCUGCUCAAGCAGCUAUCAAGAUGUUUGAGCGGGUCGCUGAGUGGUCGAGGGAGACAAAAACAAGCAAAAAGCAUGAGCCUAAAUUGAGAAUCUCUUACAACGGAUUGUUUGGAUCGGCGAGAGAAGCUGUCACGACAACUUUGGCAGGUCCGCAAGGAUCAGACAUUCGGCGGUUAAUCGUCCGGGUCGAGGACCGAACGAAGGUGAAGAUUGGAGGCGUGAGGGCUAGGAAGCCAAGAAGGUUGUAAUCAAUAUACAGAAAUUACAUGCAUGAUUUUCAGUUGCAUAUUUUGGAAUCAUAUGGUUAAGUUCCUCCUGCUUUUCUCCUUAUCUUAUCCCCAUUCCCCUCCUUGUUGCGCCAGGCUCUUUCGAAGCCCCUCUGUGUCGCACUUCACGGUCAGAGGGGUCAAAAAGUAAGCCAAAAAAGAACGUAAUACAAGAUAUUCUAGCCUUGUUUAUUCCUCUAUGUCUGCUUAUGCCACAGACAAAGAGUUAUGCUUAAAGGAGACACGUCAAUCACCAUGUCUAUAAAAAAUAUUGUCGCAAACUCUCCUUCCGAGGGCCUAUAGAAAAUACAUCUGCAUAUGAACAAUAUUGUAUAA